AUGGGAUCAAAUGUGAAAUUCAUGGUCCCGGCGGCCAGUCUAGUGAUGCCGCUCUCUUCAAUCAACACAGUGGCAUAUGACCCUGUUUUCUCUUCUGUGACACAUCUGAGCCCUGCUCAGAAUGCUGCUGAGUUGAGUCUGCAGAGUUCUGUGAUUUCUUCAUCUUCUCUUUAUGAGAAGGCUCUGAUGCAGUCUCUGAUCAGCAUUACUACUUAUCUGCACUGUAUCAAGCAGCUGAAGAAGAAGAGAAUUCUAUACACUUAUCUCUUCUCUCACUUCUAUUAUUUCUGUUAUACUGGCAACAAUGACUUCUAUCUCUCUUACAGAGUGAGAGUCUCAGAGCUUCAAGUGUUGACAGAUUCUAUCAAGACUGAGAAGGUCCUUCUUACUUAUCUGCAAAAGAAGAUGAAAGUGUGA
Messenger RNA from Blastomyces dermatitidis ER-3, 417 nucleotides. RefSeq lists its product as uncharacterized. Bases 1 to 417 code for a protein of 138 amino acids. Lineage: Eukaryota; Fungi; Ascomycota; Eurotiomycetes; Onygenales; Ajellomycetaceae. The record is from RefSeq and is a predicted model, not a curated record. The transcript is spliced from 3 exons.